Gymnodraco acuticeps is the source of this 2959-nucleotide messenger RNA. Its product is annotated as prospero homeobox protein 1-like. Gene Ontology annotation, biological process: regulation of transcription by RNA polymerase II. Lineage: Eukaryota; Metazoa; Chordata; Actinopteri; Perciformes; Bathydraconidae. Gene Ontology annotation, molecular function: RNA polymerase II cis-regulatory region sequence-specific DNA binding; DNA-binding transcription factor activity, RNA polymerase II-specific. The record is from RefSeq and is a predicted model, not a curated record. Gene Ontology annotation, cellular component: nucleus.
CACACUUUCUCUAUGAGUCUAUCUCUCCAGCACACACACACACACCCAUGCCCGCGCGCGCACGCUCCGCAUACGUCUCCACUUUGCCUUAGUAAAUUACGGCAUUGAUCUCAAAGACGAGCCAGGAUCUGUGUCUUGUGUUCACCCUUUCUUCGACGGACGGACUUGGAGAAACGCUCGAGAGAGAAGAACCUCUUCUCAUCCUGCGUGUCUGCGAGGACCCUUGGCCAUGUCCGCUUAGCUGCCCUGCGUGAUGCCUGAUCAUGACAGCAACACCCUUCUAACCAGACAGACAAAGCGCCGACGUGUCGACAUUGGGGUGAAAAGGACUGUGGCUAGUGCAUUAUUCAGCCGCGCCAGGGAGACCCUGCUCGAAAGCAUGAACCAAUCACACGGCCACGAUCAGGACGGAGACUGCUCUCUAGUCAGUCACGGACAUGGCGGCUCCAACAGUGACGGAGAGAAGUCCAAUGUUUUGAGGAAGUUGCUUAAAAGGGCCAACUCGUACGAAGACGCCAUAAUGCCUUUCCCUGGUGCCACCAUCAUCUCUCAGCUACUGAAGAGUAACAUGGGCAAGAAUGGAGGGAGUGACUCAGGCUUCCAGGGGAGUGGAGCUCUGUCCAGUGGAGGCUCAGAGAUCCAUGCCGAGGACGCCUGCAGCAGCUCCUCCCGCGACCGGGACAGCCCGUCUGACUGCCUCUCUCCUGGGCCUCCUCUCCCCCCCCCUUCCUCCUCCUCCUUUGGGCGACCACUGCCUUCUUCAAGCCUCAACUCCCACGCUCCUUCUCAGCCCCUCUCCCUCUCCACUUUUGAUUUGGACAGGCUGUCGGACGAGCAUCUUCGCGCAAAGCGUGCCCGCGUGGAAAACAUCAUCCGUAGUAUGAGUCACUCGCCAUUGGUCCGGUCCAACGGCGACCACAACCAAGAUAUCAGCCGCGAAAAUGAGAAUUGCAGCAUCAACAGUAACAGCAGUAAUGGCCACAGAAGAGAAGGUAACUGCCGCAACACCAGCAGCCACAACCACAGCCGGAGCGACGGGCCUUCCUCCCUCCUGAGCUCUCCAGGUUCCCGGGGGGGUGUGGUCAGCGUUGGUGAAGUUUAUCGGGAGAAUAAGAGAAAGCAGCGCCUGCCCCAGCAACAACAAUGCUUCACCCAACUAGUGUGCUCCAGGCAGGAGCAGAGGCAGGAGGAGAGACGGCAACUCAAACUGCAGCUGGAGGACAUGCAGAAACAGCUGCGUCAGCUCCAGGAGAAGUUCUACCAGAUCUACGACUCAGAGACAGAGGAAGAUGAAGAGAACGGCGAGAGCAGAGAUGCUGACCGAGGCGGAGAAAGAGAUGAAGACGGCAACCUAUCAGAGGACAGUAUCCGCUCUGACGGCUUGGAGGAGAGGCACAGAGCCAGAGGGCGCCAUAGCAACCAGGAGCUGUCUGAGCUGGACCCAGGCCUGUUCCUGGAUCGGGCCAGAGCCCUCCUCAGAGAACAGGCCCUGAUAGAUGGAGAGAUGGAGGAGGAUGUGGACAGCAGGGAGGAGGUGGAGAGGAAUUUAGUAAGUGCGAUGAAGAGGAGAGGAGGAGGAAGGCAGUUAGCGGAGACGCUGAAGCAGGAACUGAACUGUGCCGUGUCGCAGGUUGUUGACACCGUCGUCAAAGGCUUCUCCUCGCCCAAGCAGGUUGUCAGUCACCACGGCUGCCACAGCAGCACACCAGCUGCACCCUCCUCUUCCUCCACCUCGUCCUCUUCCUGUCCCCCACCUUUCUGCCCCCUUCCCUCCCUCACCCCAGACUCACGCUUUGGCGCUGGCGCCCUGGCCCUCAGUUUGAACGGGGACGGGAGUCCAACAUCUAACUACCACUCCUCCAACCAGAGGCUGCACUGCUUCGGAGACGUUAUCAUCCCCAGCCCGCUGGACCCCUUCGGGGGUCUGAGUGGCAGACUGAGUGGGGUGCCCAUGCCCAGCGACCAGACAGAGGCUCUGCCCCUGGUGGUGCGCAAGAGCGGCGGGGGAGGUGGAGGCGACAACACUCACCCCUCUCUUCCUCCUCCUUCUCACCAUCUUUCCCACCAUCCCUCCCUUCACCCCUCUCCCCUCACCGCCUCGCUCGGCUUUAGCCCUCCAUCCUUUCGCCACCCAUUCCCUAUUCCCCUUAUGGGGUAUCCCUUUCAGAGCCCUCUUUCACACGGGGGUGGAGCCGGCUACCCUCAAGGGCCCAAGGACCAUCAUCGCUCCUCCCCCGAUUCUAUGGACAUGACCAGGGAAACUCUCAGCCUCAGAACCAAAAUGGCAUCCCUCGGAGGGGGCCAUCUCAGUCAUCACCACCACCACCACCACCACCACCGGCAGAGCUCACCGGAGGCUCUGUCCCUGUCCCUCAUCAAGUCUGAGUGUGGGGACCUUCAAGACAUGUCUGACAUAUCGCCCUACUCUGGCAGCACCAUUCAGGAGGGCUUGUCUCCCAACCACCUGAAGAAGGCCAAGCUGAUGUUCUUCUUCAACCGCUACCCCUCCUCCAACAUGCUCAAAAUCUUCUUCUCAGAUGUCAAGUUCAAUCGAUGCAUCACCUCCCAGCUGAUCAAGUGGUUCAGCAACUUCAGGGAGUUCUACUACAUUCAGAUGGAGAAGUUCGCCCGGCAGUCUAUCAACGAGGGGGUGACCUCUACAGACGAGCUGGCGGUGGGGCGUGACUCCGAGCUCUUCAGGGCGCUCAACAUGCACUACAACAAGGCCAACGACUUUGAGGUUCCCGAGCGAUUCCUGGAGGUCCAGGUGACUCUUCGUGAGUUCUUUAAUGCCAGUGCUGGGAAGGAUGCAGACCCGUCCUGGAAGAAGGCCAUCUAUAAGGUGAUCUGCAAACUGGACCACGAGGUUCCCGAUGUCUUCAAAUCCCCAAACUGUCUACAAGAGCUCCUCCAUGACUGACUUGAGGCAAAGAAGGAAAGGCGACCCGGAAGGAAGACC